Messenger RNA from Pteronotus mesoamericanus, 1968 nucleotides. Its product is annotated as laminin subunit beta-2-like. Gene Ontology annotation, cellular component: laminin trimer. The record is from RefSeq and is a predicted model, not a curated record. Lineage: Eukaryota; Metazoa; Chordata; Mammalia; Chiroptera; Mormoopidae. Gene Ontology annotation, biological process: cell migration; animal organ morphogenesis; tissue development. The transcript has 16 exons.
AUGGGACAGGCCCCUCUGGAUGUCUUGCCCUCUGUGGAUGUGAAAGAGGCAGCUCCUGCGGCGGGGGCAGAGCCCCUCAGCUGCUACCCACCCACUGGCAACCUGCUUGUUGGUCGUGCCCGGAAUCUUCGUGCCGCCUCCGCCUGUGGACUCCAGGGCCCUGAGCCCUACUGCAUCGGCAGGCACCUGCACGUGAGGAGCAGGGAUGCUGAAAAUUGCUUCUUUUGUGACUUUCGGGACCGCGGUGGCCAUGGCAUUGAAAACGUGAUCUCCCGGAGUGGACCUGCUGGCAACAAGACCUGGUGGCAAGCUGAGAAUGGUGUUGAGAACGUCACCAUCCAGCUAGACCUAGAGGGUGCCUUCUACUUUACCCACCUCAUCAUGACUUUAAAGACAUUCCGCCCAGCGGCUCUGAGCCUGGAACGAUCAGUGGACCACAGCCACUCCUGGCACGUGUACCGAUACUUUGCCCACAACUGCUCACGCCUCUUUCCUGGGAUCCCUCCUGCCUCUGGCCAUAGAGCCGGUGACCUCGUCUGUGAUCUGCGUUUCUCAGACAUUGAGCCUUCCACUGAGGGCAAGGUAGUUUUCAAAGUUCUGGACCCAGACAUCCUGGUGGACAACCCAAACGACCCCAAGAUUCAGGAACUCCUGCAGGUGACGAACCUCCGUGUGAACUUCUCCAAACUGCACACACUGGGUGACAGGCCCCUGGGAGGCCUCAAGGGACACCCCUUCUAGUACUAUGCCCUCUAUGAGCUCGUGGCCAGAGGCAGCUGCCUGUGCCAUGGCCACGCCUCUGAGUGCAGGCCCGCCCCUGGGGCGCCCACCCGUGUGCCAGGCAUGGUGCAUGGCCUUUGCAUCUGCCACCAUCACACAGCGGGUACCCACUGUAAGCGCUGCCAGGACCUGCACCAGGACCGCCCGUGGCACCCAGCAGAGCCCAGGGACCCCCAUGCCUGCCGGGAGUGUGAAUGCCAUGGGCAUGCCCGCAGCUGUCAUUUUGAUAUGGCCCUGUAUCUGGCUUCUGGCAAUGUGAGCGGAGGCGUGUGUGAUGCAAGUCAGCACAACACGGCUGGGCACUGCUGUGAGCUCUGCCAGCCCUUCUCCCACCAAGACCCCCGGGAAGAUCCCCGUUCCCCUCACUCCUGCAAACCCUGCGACUGUGACCCUGUGGGUGGCCUGGAAGGGGGAUUGUGUGCCGCCCACACAGAUGAGACCCACGGCCUCCUGUCUGGGCAGUGUUGCUGCAAAGCCAAUGUCUGGGGCCAACGCUGUGACUCCUGCCGGCCGGGUCACUAUGGCCUGAGCCUUACGCAUCACUGCGCUAAUGACACAGGUACCCACACAGCCCCGCAGCAGACCAUUAGCAUCCUGAGAGCCCUGCGCCUUAGCCUGCAGCCCGAGUUCUGGGGUUUAAGCAGUGACUCUCUGGGCUGCAGGCCCUGUGACUGUGACUUUGGGGGUGCCUACAGCAACAGGUACAAGGGGAGGGCCUCUGUCUGUGCCAUCCCCACCUCCGUGGCCGCCGCUGCCAUGAACUCGUCUGGGCACUUCUGCAUUGCCCUCGACCAGGCCACUGCUGACGCUGAGCUUGGCCAGGGCCUCCAGCCAGCCGCCCCUCGGCUGCCUGCCCCAGAGGAGCCCGUGUCCCUGCGUCUGGGAGCCGGCCCCGCACUGCGGGCGGGCUUAGACUUUGCACCUGUGACCGACGGGGCUGGCCCCUCCCUGCUGGCUCCCACGGCGCCUUGUGCUCUGGAGUAUGAUAUUGUCCUGCGCUAUGAGACCCAGGCACCUGAAGACUGGCAGGCAUUAGUCAGCAUCCGGGCCCAAUCUCCGCCCAGCAGCACUCGCUGCGCCCACCUGCUGCCCUCAGAGCAUCUGUUCCAGGCCACCUUGACCCACGCACACAGCCUGGACAGUGAUGGCAGCCUUGGAACAGCAUCAGCAGCUGCUACAGAGCUAUAG